CGAAGUUGGACGGCAAAAAUAGGUUGACGGCCGACGAAGCAGCAUGCCAUCCCGCAGUCGCGCCUACAGCUCGGCGAGCGAGGCCGCCCUGCAGAGCCUCAACAACUUGCAGCUGGCGAUCGCCAAGCUCGAGCGCCGCGUCAAGGAGAUCGAGUGGCAAGUCGCCGUGCACAACGCGACGGCGAACGUCCCAAAGUCGGAGCUCGUCGAGUCCAAGGACGCGAUCGCGCAAAUGUGCGGCAGCCUCGACAAGCUUCAGUUCCACGGUGUCGAUGGCAUCAUCACAGCCGACUUGGUCACGGGCAAAGACGACAUUCGCGACCAGCGCAAGCUACUCAACAAGCAGUGCGAGGCCAUUCGGUCGACCAUGCUCUCGCUGCACGCGCAGCUCACGACCCACGUCGCCACGACCUCGUCGUAGUUGAAUAGCAAUUUGAUCGGAUGCUCCGCAACGAUGUCGCUUUAGAUUUCUUGGGUGCGUCCGUGUCGUUUGCACGAAUAUGGUACUGAGUACAGCCGAGCGCGCUACGUCGAGUACCGAGAAAGGGCAGCCGUCGCGAGCCCACGGCGCGUGUCAUGCUGCAGUCAGGCAGAUUCAAUACAUGUAGCAUCCGCUGCUUGCAGCGCUGCCAAGUAUGCAUA
Molecule: messenger RNA, 642 nt
Organism: Saprolegnia diclina VS20
Lineage: Eukaryota; Oomycota; Saprolegniomycetes; Saprolegniales; Saprolegniaceae
Exons: 1
Coding region: 44-421 (125 amino acids)
Source: RefSeq, a predicted model, not a curated record